This is a messenger RNA of Thamnophis elegans (Western terrestrial garter snake), 1774 nucleotides long. It is a transcript of the gene WDSUB1, whose product is annotated as WD repeat, sterile alpha motif and U-box domain containing 1. Lineage: Eukaryota; Metazoa; Chordata; Lepidosauria; Squamata; Natricidae. The record is from RefSeq and is a predicted model, not a curated record. Gene Ontology annotation, biological process: protein ubiquitination. The transcript has 12 exons. Gene Ontology annotation, molecular function: ubiquitin-protein transferase activity; protein binding. Bases 195 to 1643 code for a protein of 482 amino acids.
UCGCCCGGUUUUUAAACGCUACAAGCCUUUCCACCUUCCCCCUCGGGAGAGAAGCGAAUGGGUGCGGCCACGCGAUCUUGUUUUGCUUCUGUCCUCGCGCCGCGCGCCUCGCUCACGGUUCUUCGCUGAGAGAAACGGGCAAAUUCGGGAAGCCGUCGCGCGGCCGUAAGGUAGAGGUCACUUUCUAUCACCAAAUGGUUAAAUUAAUUUGCACUUUGGCAGACCACAAAGAUGAUGUCAACUGUUGUGCCUUCUCUUCUUCCUAUUUGGCGACAUGCUCCUUGGACAAAACAGUCCGUCUGUAUUCGUUAAACGAUUUUGAUGAGGUUCCUUACUCACCAUUAAAAGGCCACACUUACGCAGUCCAUUGCUGUUGCUUCUCUCCUUCGGGACAUAUUUUGGCUUCAUGUUCUACAGAUGGCAACACAAUUUUGUGGACGACUCAAGAUGGGUUGAAAGUGGCAGUGUUGGAGCAUCCCUGUAGAAACCCUCUAAGAAUUUGUCGAUUUUCCCCUGAUUCCACAUAUUUAGUUUCAGGAGCAGCUGAUGGAAGUGUAAAUGUGUGGAAUGUUCAGACACUAAAAUUGUAUCGGUCUGGUAGUGUUAAAGAUGGAUCAUUGGUAGCUUGUGCAUUUGCUCCUAAUGGACGUUUCUUUGUGACGGGAUCAUCCUGUGGAGAUCUAACUUUCUGGGAUGACAAAAUGAAGUGCUUAUAUAAUGAGAAAGCUCAUGAUCUUAGUGUUACCUGCUGUGACUUUUCUUCAAGGCCACAUUCUGAUAAGCAAGAUGCUGAUUAUUUCAGAAUGGCAUCUUCUGGUCAGGAUGGCAUAAGUAAGAUCUGGCUCGUUUCAUCUUCUGAUUCUACAGGAUUUGACCUGCAAUAUAGAUGUACUUUAAGUGGACAUACUGCCCCGGUUCUGGCUUGUGCUUUUUCCUCCAAUGGGCAGGUUUUAGUUACUGGAUCUGUGGACAAAACUGUAAUGAUUUUUGAAACUAGCACUGGGAGCAACUUGCACAUUUUGACUCAGCAUACUAGAUAUGUUACAACUUGUGCCUUUGCACCAGAUAUGCCAUUAUUUGCUACCGGUUCAAUGGAUAAAUGUGUCCACAUCUGGCAACUGGAACCAGAGCAACUUUUCACAGGAAGUCCUCUGAUAAGGGAAUCAAAAAUUUCUGUUGAUAACUGGACAGAAGAAGAUGUUUCCGUUUGGCUUCAAACACAUAACUUGCAAGUUCUAGUUGAGAUUUUUAAAAGAAACAAUAUUGAUGGUAAAGAAUUGUUAAAUCUUACAAAAGAGAGCUUGAUUGAUGAUUUAAAAAUUGAAUCUUUAGGUCUUCGCAGUAAAGUUUUGCGUAACAUUGUGGAGCUGAGGAAUGAGAUGAAAUCUGCUUCUCUAGGCAUUCCUGAUGAAUUCCUGUGUCCCAUAACCAAAGAACUUAUGAAAGAGCCAGUGAUUGCUGCAGAUGGCUACUCCUAUGAGAAGGAAGCAAUAGAAAAUUGGAUAAUUAAAAAACGGCGUUCUAGUCCAAUGACGAAUCUUUCUCUUCAGAGACUUGUACUCACCCCAAACCGAACCCUAAAAAUGGCUAUUAAUCGCUGGUUGGAAACUCAUCCGGAAUAUAAUGAAAAGCAAGCACCUUAAAAACUUUCAUCUUCUUUUUCAAAUUAGAGGAAAUGAAUCUAAAGGCUGAAGUGAUCCUGCACAAGUACUUCACCCUCAUAGUCAGAGUCAUUGCUCGGCUGCAUCGCCUGAAAAUAUUGCUGCUUUUGUUG